Molecule: messenger RNA, 1343 nt
Organism: Solea senegalensis (Senegalese sole)
Lineage: Eukaryota; Metazoa; Chordata; Actinopteri; Pleuronectiformes; Soleidae
Exons: 7
Coding region: 92-1027 (311 amino acids)
Molecular function (GO): dioxygenase activity
Source: RefSeq, a predicted model, not a curated record
UGUUGUCAGAGUCCUGCUAACUGUGAUUCCGUGACUUUGCUGCAGCUGCUGAGACUCUCAGACACAUUGUAGCCUGUAUGGUUUAGUAAAAAUGAGUAUUCCCGUCGUGGACUUUGGUGCUUACAGCCUGAGUGAAAAGCAUGUUUCCGACGAGCAGCUGCAAGACCUGAGCCAAGAGCUGAAAGCAGCUUUUACAGAAAUGGGCUUUGUUUUCUUGAAGAACACGGGAAUCACUGAGGAGGAGGUGGACCGUGUUAUGGAUGUGUCCAAGAAAUUCUUCCUGCAGCCAGAUGAGGUGAAACAGGAAUUUAGCAGGAACACUUUCGCCGGGUGUCCUAACCACGGCUGGGUGUCACUGGAGACUGAGAGGUUGAAUCCACGUCGACCUGGAGACCUAAAGGAAUCAUUCAACACUUCAUCACUUGACCCAGACAUAAGAUGGCCAUCAUCAGACACAGUGUCUGGGUUCAGGGAGAUCCACAUGUCUUUCUUCCAGCACUGUAAAGAGCUGAGUCUGCGGGUGAUGAGGGUGAUGGCCCACAGCCUGGGUCUGGACCCAGAGGUUUUCGUGAGUGAACACCAGUUCAUAGGAACUAAUAUGAAUGGCACAACACUGCGGUGUCUGUACUACCCACCGGUGAACACUGAGAGAGUGAAGGAAGGCCAGGUUCGCUGUGGAGAGCAUUCGGACUACGGCAGCAUCACACUGUUGUUCCAAAGCUCCGAAGGUCUGCAGGUCCGUACCCGAUCAGAUGAAUUCAUCUGUGCUCCCCUGAUUCCUGGAACUGUCCUCGUCAACAUCGCUGACCUGAUGCAGCGCUGGACCAGUGAUCGGUUUGUCUCUGUGCUGCACAGGGUAUUGCUGCCCCUUGCCGGAGACUCCAGCACACGUCAGUCCCUGGCUUUCUUCGCCCAGCCCGAUGACAAGGCUGUGAUCACCUGCUGCGACGGCUCUGACAAAUACCCUCCAGUCUUGUCAGGUGAAUACCUCAUUGAGCGCUUUAAGGACUCAUACGGACAACCCUGAAUUUCCAUUAUAUAUAUAGUGCUUAACACAUUUAUCAGCCCGUCUGUCAUAAAAAUGAGAAAACAUAAAUGUUUUAGAAUAUCAAAUGUUGUAAAAAAACAAACUGAAUUCACCUUUUUAUACCCAAAUUUGAGCUGGCUCACUGAGCUUCUCUGAGAAGUCAGAAAUGAAUCAACCAAGCAUAACAUUCAACCACUGAAACAACUUUAUCUGUUCAGAAAUGCAAUAACUAUAAUUUGACAUCUUUAUAAAGAAAUAAUAAUGUGCUUUACUAUUUUUUUCUGUAGUAAAUUUGUAGUAAAGUCAUGGAUAACGA